GUUAAUGUGAAGUAUAUCGACGUUUUCGAAAAUGUCACUUUUGCCGAUCGCGAGUGAUUACGUGACGAGCUCCCGAGACUCCCUACUGCCGAACUGGCCAUUUGUAGCAAACGUCGACACCUCCCGCAAGACAACGUCUGCUAUAUAAGCCCAAGACGACAGUCGAAAAGACACAUCAUUCGAUCAGUCGUCUCUUGGAAUACACUUUACCGAUAAGUCUCCACAGCCAAACAAAUCGAUUGACAUCACUCGACGAACACUCGAAAUCGACACUCUUCAUAAACCUUCAACAACAACAACGACAACAUGUUCAAGUACACGAUCGUGAUCGCAGCGGUGGUUGUCGUAUCGGCGUCUCUGGCCAACUCCGUGUCGGCCAACACUUCCCCGACAGCGGCCAACCAAUACGACCCUAUGUUCGGCGCGGCCACAGCCGUCCACAAGAACAAGCAGGACCACAACGGCGGCGGAAACCUAUUGGAGUCCGGUCUGUCCGGUCUGUUCAAGUCGUUCAAUCUGAAGAAAGUCAUCAAGACCGCCCUGAUCGUCGGUGCGGUGGUCGUGUUGGGCGCAGUAGCCGCGGCCGGCGCCGCCGGUAUCGCCGCCAUCGUGACCGCGGUGAGCGCCGCGUUACCGUACUUCCGGCUGUUCUUCGGCGGCCACAAGGGCCACAACGGCCCCAAGGGCGGCAAGUCUUCCGAUUCCGAGAUGGACGUCAUCAGCGAGUUCGUGUUGGGCGCGUUCAACAAAUACGACAGUCAGCACAAGGCGUAAUGACGCGACACGUAAUACUGUAUUAGUAUUAUUAUUGACCGUUUGGUUUUAUUUAUUGUACAUUAUUAUUAAUAUUCACGACUCGCCGAUAACGGCUUACCUAUAUUUAUAUUAUAUUAUUAUGUUUCGUGUGUGGUUAUACAAUAAACAAAAAUGUUCUACUCUAA
Molecule: messenger RNA, 941 nt
Organism: Rhopalosiphum padi (bird cherry-oat aphid)
Lineage: Eukaryota; Metazoa; Arthropoda; Insecta; Hemiptera; Aphididae
Exons: 2
Coding region: 307-774 (155 amino acids)
Source: RefSeq, a predicted model, not a curated record